AUGAACCGAUUGACUGGUAGUUUCCCACUUGUACAAAAUCUAACCAAGCUCUCGAUUAUAGGACUUUUUGGCAAUUACUUCUCUGGAACCAUUCCUUCUUCCGUCUUCACUAUGCCUUUCUUAUCAUAUCUUAAUCUCAGUGAAAACAAUUUCAACGGUUCUAUUGAAGUUCCUAAUUCCUCUUCCUCAUCUAGUCUCGAGGUAAUGCACCUUGGGCUUAACCAUUUUGAAGGAAAAAUCCUAGAGCCAAUCUCAAAGCUCACCAACCUCAAGACACUGGACCUUUCUUUCCUAAAAACAAGCCAUCCAAUUGAGUUAAGCCUCUUCUCCUCCUUCAAAUCUUUGUUAUACCUCAAGCUCUCCGGUGACAGUAUAUCUCCGGCCAGUUUAAGUUCAGAUUCAUACCUACCAUUGAGCCUGGAAGUGUUGUUCUUGCAGCAGUGUGACAUCAGAGAGUUCCCCGAUAUCUUAAUGACCCUUCGGAAUUUGGUUGUUAUAGACAUGUCUAGCAAUAGAAUCAAGGGGAAAAUCCCUGAGUGGUUAUGGAGCCUUCCUCAUCUGAAAUCGGUGGUAGUUACAGAUAAUUUGUUCGAUGGUUUCCAAGGUUCAGCAAAGAAUUUAGUAAAUUCAUCGGUGCAGUACCUAGGUUUGGAGUCAAACCAUUUCAAAGGAACUCUUCCUCAUCUCCCACACUCUCUUAUCAGCUUCUCUGCAAGGAACAAUAGUUUCAGAGGAGACAUACCUCUUUCAAUCUGCAACAGAAGGUCGCUUGCUGUCCUUGAUCUAAGCUACAACAACUUCACCGGCCCAGUUAGAAAAUGUCUGAGUAAAUUGACGAUUGUGAGUCUCCGAAGAACAACUUGGAAGGAAGUAUUCCAGACACUUUCUAUGCCUGUACCUCUCUCCUGA
Microthlaspi erraticum is the source of this 909-nucleotide messenger RNA. NCBI's taxonomy places the organism in Eukaryota, Viridiplantae, Streptophyta, Magnoliopsida, Brassicales, Brassicaceae. The record is from the annotation of a GenBank genome assembly.